CAUUAGGGGGCGGGGUGUGUUCAUAUUGAGACGCGCGUGGCUGACAGCCGCAGCGUUUCUGUUGCAUUCAGGAGCAGCUAGGAUGUGUGACUGCGGGAAUUUUGUCUCCUCGCGCUGACAGAAAAGCUUUUUAGCCUCACUGAGGAGGAGGAGGAGGCGUUCACGGCGGCUGGGUUUGGAGAAAGACACCCAAACGGUCUCAUUUUAAUGAACUGUUAGUGCCCCAUCACCACCUCCCAACAUCCUAUAGAUCUGUCCAUCUGUCUGAGGACAGGCGGACGGACUGACGGACGUCAUGGAGUCUAUUUUGGACAGUUUGACGGCGGAGAAACUCUACCCGUCGGCGGGAGCCAACCUGUUGGACCUGGAGGAACUCAGCGACGGAGACUUCCUCACGAAUGUGCCUUUUUCGGGAGACCAGAUGGACGAUUUCAGCAGCGAAUUAUUCAACAGUUUCUUCGACGACCACCUGUUAGAGCGCCCCCUGCUGGCAGACAGACCCUCCUUCCUACACCUGGACAUGGACAGCAGCCCAGAUAUUCAAGCAGAGCACAGCUACUCUUUGAGCGAAGACUCUGCCCCCCAGAGCCCAGCCCUGUCAAUCAAAAUGGACCAAGACUCUGAGUUUGAGUGGCACUUCAGUCAGGACCUGUCAGCCAUGCUGGUCAAACAGGAGGAAGACGACGGCGCUCACACGUUAGACGCUCAGCCCUCGGAAGGCCCGGCUCUCACAUUGAGUUCGCCUCCACACAGACCGUCGUCGUGGAAACGCAAGGAAAGCGGCGACGUGAAUCCGGUCGCCAUAAAGGACGAACCCAAAGAGUUUGGCCAGUACCUCAGCCUGCCAGGCGACGAUGCCCUUCAGCUCCCACCCACCCCUCCCAGCAGUAACCACGGCGACAGUGAUGGCUCGCUGCCGCCCUCCUCCCCACACCUCCCGUUGCUGCCGUCUUCCCCCCAACCACAACAGAGACCAGGAGGUCGAGCCUCCUCCUCCUCCUCCUCCGCCUCCUCCUCAGCCAUCUCCUCCUCGCCUCUCCUCACAGCUCCACAUAAGCUGCAGGGCUCGGGGCCGCUCAUGCUCACAGAGGAGGAGAAGAGAACGCUGGUGGCAGAGGGGUACCCCGUCCCCAACAAGCUUCCCCUCACCAAGAGCGAGGAGAAGGCGCUGAAGAGAGUCCGGCGGAAGAUUAAAAACAAGAUCUCAGCUCAGGAAAGUCGGAGGAAGAAGAAGGAGUAUGUGGACUGUCUGGAGAAAAAGGUGGAGAGCUACACGUCAGAGAACGGCGACCUGUGGAGAAAAGUGGAAAACCUGGAGACGGCCAACAGGUCUCUGCUGCAGCAGCUGCAGAAGCUUCAGUCCCUCAUUUCGGGGAAGGUCAUCCCUCGCUCCUGUAAGAUCGCCUCCACCCAAACGGGAACGUGUCUCAUGAUGGUGGCGCUGUGCUUCGUCCUGGUGUUGGGCUCCUUCUCCCCCUGCCUCUCACCCCUCUCCCUGCUGUCCCACAGCUCAUCCAGCCCCCACCCCGGUGCCCCUUCUCCAUCCGCAGACCUCUACACCACCAGUCAGGUGCGCUCCCGCAGCCUGCUCUUCUACGACGAACGGGCUCCUCCAGAGGAGAGUUUAACGCUGCCGUCACCAGCGGGGGAAGUGCUGCGCUCCGAGGCCCCACCCCACGUGCACACGCGCCAGCACGCCACCAACAACACCGAGGCGGAGCAAAGGGAACCAGGCAGAGUCUCCGAGUUCUUCUGACAUCUGCCGUCCCUCACCUCUGACCCCGCCUCCAAACGUCAACCCGUUGGACCGCCGCCAGUCUUCAGUUUCCCCAUCAGAACGAGUUUCCUUUAGAGGUCAUUCUGUUCUUAUUUCCUUUUCAACCAAAGAUCCGGCGUGGCAGAUCUACGUCUAAAGAUUCACCGAUUGAAUGUAUAGAUGGACUAAACGUGGUGAUGUCACUUCCUGGCUCCUUUUGGGCCCAUUUAACAAACAGGUUUUCAUCAAGAGAAGGUCGGAACAUUUCCAACGAGGGCAGAACUAACAAAAUCCGGGUUUUAACAUUCACCUGUCAAUCGAAAAGCCACGCCCCCUUUUGUUGCCGCCUUGCCUAGAUUUCAAGAAGCUCAAAAAUAAUCAGCAGCUGGAACACGCCCACUAAGUUAUCUGUCAAUCAAAUGGGCACGCCCCCUUAUUACUUUGGCCAGAUUUGUCUUGAAAUCAAAAGCUCAAAAUGAACCAAUCAGGUGAAACACACAGCUGUCAGCAGCUGGAACACGCCCACUAAAGAUGCUGCAUCAGUAAGGAUUCAAAUGUCACCUGUCAUCCAAAAGGACCCGCCCCCUUUUGAACAUUUUCUCACAUUUUCAGCUUUUUUUAAGCCUAUUCUUCUGGGUGUUCAAAAAAACCCAGAAGAAAUACAUUUUUAGGGCCAGGCGGUUCAUUAGGUUUCUGCUUUUUCCGUCGACCUCCUAGUGGUCACCCGGUUAAACUCACCUGGUAAACUCACCUGGUAAACUCACCUGGUAAACUCACCUGGCUUCAAAUGUCUCUGCCAUCUGAAAGGUGGGGAUUGAUGACAUCACAGCUCCCUGAAUACAAACCAAUGAAUCACAUGACCGCACGCCUGUCAAUCUUGUUUUUGGCGGCAUUUAUUCAUUCCUGAUCCCCGGUGAUAAAAAAAAAAGAAAAAGCGCCAGAAUAAUCCAACACAAAGGGUCACAUGACCACACACUCCGUCCAUACCUAUACAUGCUAUCAAAUGGUCGGCAGGCCUGAAAAUCCUCAUGAGAGAUGGGAUUUCUUGCCAUCAAUUUAAAAAAAAAAAAGGUGUGUUUACGACACAUUUUGAGCAAAAAUGUAAAAACAUCAAGUGUUUUAGUUUGACUUAUCAGUGUUUUCUUGCGCAGCAGAACAUUUAUGGAGAGGAAAAUCAAAGGGCUGCGUUACGAUUUACUUUUAUUCCGGUAAAAGAGGUUUCCGCAUGUCCAAACACGUUUAAAAAGCAGGAAUCUUUACCUGAACUGAAGACAUGUCACAGUGCCUUUCACAAGCUUGGAUCUACAGCCAAUUAAUCU
Messenger RNA from Oryzias latipes (Japanese medaka), 3075 nucleotides. It is a transcript of the gene creb3l1, whose product is annotated as cAMP responsive element binding protein 3-like 1. Gene Ontology annotation, biological process: regulation of transcription by RNA polymerase II. The record is from RefSeq and is a predicted model, not a curated record. Lineage: Eukaryota; Metazoa; Chordata; Actinopteri; Beloniformes; Adrianichthyidae. Gene Ontology annotation, molecular function: cAMP response element binding; DNA-binding transcription factor activity, RNA polymerase II-specific.